Messenger RNA from Schistocerca nitens (vagrant locust), 1344 nucleotides. Its product is annotated as allatostatin-A receptor-like. The record is from RefSeq and is a predicted model, not a curated record. Gene Ontology annotation, biological process: G protein-coupled receptor signaling pathway. The coding region runs from base 823 to 1344 and encodes 173 amino acids. NCBI's taxonomy places the organism in Eukaryota, Metazoa, Arthropoda, Insecta, Orthoptera, Acrididae. The transcript is spliced from 2 exons. Gene Ontology annotation, molecular function: G protein-coupled receptor activity. Gene Ontology annotation, cellular component: membrane.
ACGGUUUACGGUUUGUGACCGAGUGGAAAGACUGGUAACAGCGCUUAUUUGGCAAUGGAUAGAUACGACGCUAGUGCUUUCGAAGGAACACCUGCUUGCUGAAUACGAAUCUAGUUAAAGACGCUCUGAGGAUUGUAUGGAUCGAAGAUUCGCCGAAAAUAGUAUCGCAAAUACAUAUUUCACAGAAGAUCCUUUUUGCUAACGCUGCGAUGAACUAGUUUAUAUGUAGGUGUACAGUAUUUGUGUCGCUGAAUUACUCUCAAUAACGUACCUUAAAUAAUACAAAGUAGUUUUGACAUCUGUUUAGCUGAAACGAGGUGCUAGUUGAGCACAAAUCUCCGCGUCUGUUAUGGUCAUUAAAAUGUUUUAAACCUCGUUUUUACGCACAUAUAAGCAUAAGGUAGAUAAUAAACGUCGCACUUGAAGGUACUGCUAAACUAAUAACAGUGGCACUGGUAGAUUACGUCAGUGAACAGCUGAUAGGCGUACGAUAAGCUGUGCCUGAGGGCCGUACACUGUGCUCAAUGGAAGAAAGUGUUAGGAAAGCCGGUUAUCUGUAGCGCGUGGGCGGCGUCGUAAGGGCUCCGAUAGGACGCGGCGCUUGUCAUUACUGCUCUAGCCUCGUCACCAGUGGCGUCGUCGCGGCGUGCCUUGUCAGCGGGGUCGUAAGGAUCAUGAGCGGGCGUUAACCGCCAAGCCAGAGCGGGCAGAUUGCGGCAGGAAGGCCAUGGAGCAGCGGGCGGCCGAGUCGCGAUAAGGCCGGCCGCGGAGCGGGCGUCAGUGUAGCGAGCGUCUGGGCACAGUAGCAGCGCGCGAGCCGCCAUGUACGAGAAGUGCGCCAACUACACGGCCGGCGGGCCCGUCUCGCUGGUGGAGGCGGCGCUGCUGGAGACGCUGUGCCGCAACGUGUCGAGCUCGGCGGCGGAGGCUGCGGAGGCGGAGGCGGCCGCGGAGGCGGCGGCCGGAGACUGGGCGGCCAGCUCGGUGCUGCAGCGCGCCGUCGCCGUCGUGGUGCCGCUGCUCUUCGGCCUGAUCGUGCUGCUCGGGCUCGUCGGCAACGCCCUCGUCGUGCUCGUCGUAGCCGCCAACCAGCAGAUGCGCUCCACCACAAACCUGCUCAUCAUCAACCUCGCCUCCGCCGACCUGCUCUUCAUCGUCUUCUGCGUGCCCUCCACCGCCACAGACUACCUGCUGCCCUUCUGGCCCUUCGGAGACGCCUGGUGCAAGCGGAGGCGAUACGUUGAGCCCCCGCGGGAGCCGCUGCGCACGGACGCACCAGAGGACGCUGCAGCGGUCCGCGUGAAGAUGCGCCACCAGCUGCGACCGAAGCGAAAAUACGUCUAA